AUGCCUCUUCCUCGCAGGAAGUGUAAGUCUCCCUACCGGCCCUCACUGAAGAGGAGGGAGAGCCAGGAGACUGAGAGCUUGAAGAAGAGCAGCAGCUCGCGUCGAGCCCACUCGCUCCGUCCCCUCAAGACUUCCCUGGUCGGGAAGCGGAAGAAGCCGGUCAGCUCCAAGGGAUCGAGCACGCGAGGAAGCCUGAGGAGCACGAGAAGUGCCGGUGCUGUGAGGAGAUCAUCAGGCAGGACUCCGGAGAAGUCGCGACCUGUGGCCAACAAGAAAGUUUCGAAGACGAAGCAAGCAAAGAAGGAGAAAGUGAAAGAGGAGAAAUCUGAGGAGGAGGAGGAGGAGGAGGAGGAGGAGGAGGAUGAAGGAGACGGUGAGGAGGAGGGGGAGGAGGAGGAGGAGGAGGAGGAGGAGCAGGCAAAGCCCAAAAAAGCUUUCUUUAGCGACUUGCCUGUGGAUUCCAAGAGACGAAAGAAACAGGAAGCUGAAGACAAAUUCUUCGCCCAAAGGUUGCAAGCACAGAUCAAAUCAGCAGGCAAAGGUGAAAGAGGGGCUCAGGGUCACAGCAAGGAGAAGGGGAAGGGGAAGGAGAAGGAGAAGGAAGAGGAAGAAAAGAAAGAGGUCGGGGCGGAGGAGCAAGACAACGAAGGAGAGAAGGAAGGGGAGCAGAAACAGGGAGGCAAGGAAGAGGAGGGGGGAAAGGGGACGGAAGAGCAGGAGAGCUCAAAAGAGGAGGCGACUCCUAAAGGAGCUACGGAUCAGAACGGGAAAAAGGCAACAAGCAGCGAGCCUGACGUCGGCACUGUCAAUCAGUCCAACGGCCUCAAGCCUAGUGGGAGCAACAAUGAAGCGAACAAGAAUGAGGGGAGUAACGAGGAUGAUUCUCAUCCCCCUGCUUCUUCGGGUCAACCCUCAAGCACUCCCGCGGCCCCGCUGCAGGGACAACCGACAGUAGUGCCCCCAGCAAAGCCGAAGAGAAAAAGAAAACCCAAAGCCAAGAACAUCUAUCAGAACACUUUCUACUUCACUCACACGGCCGGAGUCUUCCAUGCGGCGAAUCCCAAGGAUCAAUGGGUCACUGGUGGAAGUCAAAAUUACCCCAAGAAUUUCAAUCAGGCCAUCACCGAUGGGUCGAGCUCGAGGUUCACCAUGAUCGAAGACUCUUCCCGCCCCAAGGCCUCGGACACCUGGGAUGGCUCGCUCGCUCUCACCGUCCCAGGAGAUCAGCAUGUUCCUGCUUACGCCCCCAUCAAGUGGGGCAGCAAGGCGGCAAAGCAGCUCGCGGCCGACUUGGAGCAGGGAGGCAGGCAACCCCUGCUCGAUCAGCACGCAUGGAAUUCGGUCCCCUCCGCCGCCAGCACCUCGACGACCAACCACUUGGAAGGAUCGAGCACUGUCAGGAAGGCUCCCUCCCUCCAGUCCAGCUCUUCCUCAGCUGUCGAGACCAGCGCAGUUCAUCCCAUCUCGGUGGCAUACAACAACCUGGCGGCGCACAAGGCCAUGCAGCUGAACGCGCAGCCCAUUUCCCUGCUCGGCGCCGCCGCUGUCAACAACUUCUUUGCCAACCCGACGAACGUGGGACAGCAGCAGCAGCAGCAGCAGCUCAUGGAGAACUACCUCCUCGCCUGCCAGAGCCGAUCCAACUUUCCCGCCUUGAGUGCAAACGGCCUUGGAAACGUCUCGAGCUCGUAUCUUGGAUCUGCAGGCCUGGCAAGCGCUGGCUGGGGUACACCUGGGGAUGUACUAGGGAAGUCGUCGAGCGACAAGAGCAGCCAAGGCCAGAGGUCCUCGGCGAGCAUCACCAUCCUCCCAGAGGGCAACGGCGUGCAGAAUUCCCAGCUCAGCUCGGGCCAGCAGGCUUCCAGCAUAUCCAGCUCGCUGUUGAACCAGAGCAGCAGCCUACCCACGGUCUUGCAGCCCAAGGCCUCAAAGCCGAGGAAGGGAAGGCAGGCAUCUUCUACCGCCUUGCCGAGCUCUGCCGAGUUCUCCUCGCAGCUCCUGGAGUCCAACAGCAACUCGUGGGCUGCUGCCCUUGGGGGUCAGAGCCAGUUCAACACUGUGCAGGGUACGGUCAUUUCAAACUCAAACCGCUCCCAGGCGAUCUACGCUGAGAUGUGGAAGGCUCAUCACCCGAUGCACGUGCCUGUCGCCAUGGCGACGAACGCUACGUUCGUAGGGCUCACGAGAGUUCCCACAGGGAGCUCGAGCAGCAGCGGGCUGACGUCGGGGCCCCGUCCAACCUCAGCUGCCGUUCCAGCUGAAGUUGUCCACGACACCGAGAGCGAUACCGAGAGCGACUAGUAAGACUGUUGAGUGCUCGACCUCUCCGAUCGUUCGCCUGUAGAUGAUGGUGCAGUACUUGAAGGGAUUAUAGUUGAAGGAGGGGAGAGGGGGAAAGAGGAGGCGGGUAGAAAUUGUUCGUCGGUGAGUACGGUUGAGUUAAAUCUGGUAGCGAAUACGUAAGGGUUAGUACAGGAACCUUAACUGUCACCGGAUGUCAAGAAUUUAUGAAGG
Guillardia theta CCMP2712 is the source of this 2514-nucleotide messenger RNA. RefSeq lists its product as hypothetical. NCBI's taxonomy places the organism in Eukaryota, Cryptophyceae, Pyrenomonadales, Geminigeraceae. Bases 1 to 2301 code for a protein of 766 amino acids. The record is from RefSeq and is a predicted model, not a curated record. The transcript has 11 exons.